This is a messenger RNA of Fulmarus glacialis (Northern fulmar), 420 nucleotides long. It is a transcript of the gene CCDC126, whose product is annotated as coiled-coil domain containing 126. The record is from RefSeq and is a predicted model, not a curated record. Bases 1 to 420 code for a protein of 139 amino acids. Lineage: Eukaryota; Metazoa; Chordata; Aves; Procellariiformes; Procellariidae. The transcript has 2 exons.
AUGUUUCUAACAUUUUCAAGAAAAAAUAUGUCCCAGAAACUGAGUAUGUUUUUACUAGUUUUUGGAAUCAUUUGGGGUUUGAUGUUGCUACGCUACACUUUUCAGUAUCCAAGACGCCAAAGCAGUGCCGAGUUGCGUGGCCAGAUACUAGAUCUAAGUAAAAGAUAUGUCAAAGCACUGGCAGAAGAAAAUAAAAAUUUAAUGAAUGGUGGCGGUGGAGCCUCUAUGGCAGGAUAUGCUGAUCUUAAGAGAACAAUUGCUGUUCUUCUGGAUGACAUCUUACAACGCCUCGUGAAAUUGGAAAACAAAGUUGAUUACAUCGUUGUGAAUGGCUCAGCAACAAAUACCACUAAUGGAACUAGCAAUCAGGUGCCAGUAACUUCAAAUAAACGUGUAAAACCAGCAAGCAACAUUAGAUAG